This is a messenger RNA of Symbiodinium sp. CCMP2456, 3276 nucleotides long. The record is from the annotation of a GenBank genome assembly. NCBI's taxonomy places the organism in Eukaryota, Dinophyceae, Suessiales, Symbiodiniaceae.
AUGGAGGCUGGUCUUCUCAUGAUGACCACUCCGUCGGAGAGCGUGCACGAGCUCCGAAGCGGUGAGAAUGCGCCAAUUGCGGCUGCAGAGAUUCGAGCCAACUCUGUGACGGCAAAACCGGCUAAUCCCGCAGAGCAGGAGAUGCAGAGCCUCGAGAAGGAGCCCCAACUAUCUCUCUCCGCCGAGAGCUGUGUUUCCCAGCAUAUCCUGGAAGCAUCGAAUGGCUCGGUGUUGGAGACAGCGGUGGGGCAAGAAGAGGACUUGAGAAGUCCACAAGGAAAUGGACAAAGUGUCAACAAGGCAAGGGAGAGGACGGAGGUGUGCGAAGGGCUUGCUGCUUCUCCGCCCGAGGAGCGGGUAGAAGUUUUUGCAGGUAAAUUCAAGGAUACUGGCAGCUUUGCUCCGUGGGCUACUGGUGCCCAUGCGUUUGCUUUUCAGCCAGGCCUGUCUAGCAUGGCCCUGCACGAUCUCCGCAAGGCAUGUGAGGAUCUUGGAUUGCCGAGCAACGGAAGCAAGGAGGCAUUGGUUAAUCGCCUCACAUUCGAGAUCGAAGCGGCCGCAACUCCUCCUUGCACGCAGACUCAGAAUGAAACCUGUCCUGGCUUGGGUGAUUUGGCCUUGCCAGACAGCCUGCCCGAGCCAGCGAUGGAGACUGCAGACCUCAUGGCCGCAGGCAACAAGGGUGUACUUCAACCCGAAAAUGUGCUUGAGUCACAAGGCAUCGAUGGGCAGAAGUUCGGGUCGCAAGGCGAGCAGGAAGCUGCCAAACCCGGCAUCUCAAAAAAGGUUGCGGAGGAAAGUGCACGUGACACUCAGGAAUCGCUGCCCGACUGGGUGCCUGAGCAAGGUUCAACAACAGAUGCAGCAGAGAAGCUCCAACAUGUGGAAAAAGAAGAUGCCAAAAGAAAAAUGCCUCCUCCACCGGUUCCCAACAAGGCAAAGAAGCCUCGCCGAUGGGAUGCGAAGAGGAAGGGGAAGUACAUUGAGGAGCUGCAUAAGCUGACAGUCAAGGAGCUUCGCAGCUCUUGCCGAGAGAAAGGAAUCGACAGCAAGGGAUGUAAAGCGAAGUUGGUUGAACGUCUGGUGGAAGUGGAGAUUCAAUCGACGUCCAAGGACGUGGAAGUGCCUUCUCCUGAAGAAAGUGGGCUUUGGAUUCCACCCACAAGGUCGCCGCUGCGGGGAGGUCAGGAGGCACUGCAAGCGAAACUUGAUGUGCAGGAGCAGGAGGACAGCCAUGCUUCCUCAUCGAUGCAAGCGGCCCAAGCGGCGGAUGCUGCGCGGGAAGUCGUGUCAUCCCUUGCGAAGAAGUUGGGAGCCUUGCCUUUGGCCGAACUCCGUGAUGCCUGCCGCGUGCGGGGUCUGCAGGCAUCGGGCGGCCGAAGCGAGCUCGUGGGCCGCCUUGCAGCUUUGGCGCCGCAGGUCCAGCCUGGCGAGUCACAAGAGACUCAACCUACCCCUUCGGCGGAAGAGGUCCCUGCCAGCAUGGAAGGCCUCUCCUUGGUGGCUUUGCAAGCUGCCUGCCGUGCUUGUGGCCUCAAUGCCGCGGGUGACACAGCGGACCUCACAGCCCGGCUGGCCGUGCAUGCGGCAUGCGAGGAGCCUCUUGGACCAGAGGAGGAGACCGAACAGUUGCAGGGACAGCAAAUUGUCGCAACACCAACCGCCGACUUAUCAGAGGCCGUGAUUGAACCAGAGCCCUCGCAGGGUCUCGAUGCUGCAAUUGCCGACGCAGAAGCGGACAGCGCCGACGGUGGCGGAGCUGGCCUACUUGUGCAGCCUUCGGAGGACGUGCACGUGAAGGAGAUGCCUGUCACGGAGCAGCUGGACUUGGUGCCCUCACAGCUCUCGAUUCCCGCGGCUCAGCCAGAUUGGCCUUGGCAUCCGAAGGGUGGGGCCAGCGGAUCCGAGACAGGAGUGAGAAGUCCAGUAGACCUUUGCGCGUCACAGCCGUUAGACGAGGGCUUUCGUGCAGGCCUUAGGCUGUUACACACAUCGGAGCUUCGUCAUCUUUGCGAGCAACGUGGUUUGGGCUCAACUGGUGAGAAGAGAGAGCUGCUGAACACGCUGCUGGUUCACUUUGCUUGUGCCCCCCAGCCCACUCCGACCCAGGAUGCCGGCAUUUGCAUCCCGCAGCAGCAUCGCCCUGCACCUGUGCAAUCCGCUCCGGCCACUGCCGCUGUUGCGACACGCCCUGCCACCAAGUCGAAGACGAAGGAUGCGAGCCCUCCGCCACCCAAAGUGCCACCGGAGCCAUGCAUUGAUCCGGAGGGUGCGAAAUCUACAGCAGCACAGAACAAAUUGCAAACAGAGCCAAAAUGUGCAGAAGCAAAGGUCCGCAAUGAAGCGCAGACAACUCUCGUCGAGGAGGUUGAGCAGUUGCAACCGCUAAAGCCCGUGCAGCGAGCACCUCUCGCUCAUCCCUCAUUGCUGCGACGCCAGCGUGGCCCCACACCAGCGGUUGCUCCCAAUUUCUCGGCACUUUGGCAAACAAUGUGUAAAUCACGGCCCAAACAGCGAAGCGAGGAUCCUGAGAAGGCUGAUGCAGGUGUCGGUCUCACAGUUCCCCCUCCUGGCAUGCUGCCGGCCCAUGUGGGAGACCGAUGUGUCAAAUCCCGGCCGACACGGUCGCGCCGACGGACGCAAGCUGUGGGCUCCUGCCAUGCCUGGACCGUUGCAGGUGCUCCAUGCCGCAAUGCUGGACACAUCAAACCUGUUGGUGCUCGCUUUGUCUACUGCGCUAGGCACAGUUCUCGCUGGCCACGUUUCGAGACCGUGGGUGUUGAUGAGUUGAAGCCGCGCCCCGACGACAGCGAUAGCAGAACCAGAAAGGGAGCUCCAGACGGCACCAGCAGCCUGCUCCAACAUCACCGGCUUGCUUGCCAAGAUGCCGCGGCGCCACAUGCCAGACAUGAAAGGAGAGCAAAAGCUUCGACAGCAGCAGCACCAGAGCCGUCAGUGGCUACUGCAACACCGGCAAAUGGCAUUCCCAGGAAGAAGCAAUCGGCAGCUCAGCUGUUAGCAGAGGCAUCGACGGGGAAGGCGUCCCACGACAAGGCGCCAAAGUCGGGGCAUGGUGUCUCAACGCGAGCGGAGUCUUCAGCCUGCACAUCUGGAGCAGUCGUUGCAGAGAAAGGCGCCGAGAAUUUGAACAGGAACGAGCGCAAAAGAGCCGCACCGAUGACAGAGGAGCGUCCUGGAAAAAGAGCCCGAGACAAGGCUAAGCUUCCCGGCCUCUCGCAGCUCAUCGGCCUUCUGCCGAGGCUGAAGGAGUCUUGA